UUUCAUCUCAUUUAUCAUCAUCCUUCAAGAACACAAAGCUAGACAGAAAAAAAAAAAAUGUGUUCCUCAAAAUUAAAAAACCUGACCCAAGAAAACAUUUCCCAGAUCAACGGUCGUCCGGUUCUUCAACCGAAAUCGAACCAAGUUCCAACAUUAGACCGACGUAACUCUCUCAAGAAAUCUCCUCCUAAGCCUUUGAAUCCUAUUGCAGCAUCAAAGAUACACUCACCAAGACCAAUUUCUCUAAACUCUCCUCCUUUAUCUCCCAAUUCAAAAUCCUUAAGAAAACCGGCCGGUUCUUGCAAGGAGCUACUUAGGUCUAGCUCUGUAAAAUCAAAACCAGUGAAAUCACCAGAGAAUAGUGAUGGUGGCUACAAAGAGGUUGUCUUAAUGGUGAUUGUUGAGAAACAGCCUGGAAGUAUAGCAGCUGCAAGAAGAGAAGAGGUUGCAAUGAAACAAGAAGAGAGAAAGAAGAAAAUUUCUCAUUACGGUAGAAUCAAAUCCGUAAAAUCAAACGAAAAGAACUUAAAUGUUGAGCAUGAAAAGAAGAAGAGGUGCAGUUUCAUCACUACAAGUUCAGAUCCAAUAUAUGUCGAUUACCAUGACAAAGAAUGGGGAGUUCCAGUUCAUGAUGACAAGCUACUAUUUGAGCUUCUGGUGUUAACCGGAGCUCAGGUCGGAUCAGAUUGGACUUCGGUUUUGAAGAGAAGAAACACUUUUAGAGAGGCUUUCUCUGGUUUCGAAGCAGAGUUGGUCGCAGACUUCAACGAGAAGAAGAUACAAUCAAUAGUCAACGACUAUGGCAUUAACCUUAGCCAAGUCCUUGCAAUUGUUGACAACUCUAAACAAAUUCUCAAGGUGAAAAGAGAUUUUGGGUCAUUCAACAAAUACAUUUGGGGGUUUAUGAAACACAAACCGGUCACCACAAAAUACACAUCUUGCCAAAAGAUACCGGUUAAGACAUCGAAAUCAGAGACUAUAAGCAAAGACAUGGUUCGUCGUGGGUUUAGAUUCGUUGGUCCGACGGUUAUACAUUCGUUAAUGCAAGCCGCCGGUUUAACCAACGACCACUUGAUCACAUGUCCGAGGCAUCUCGAGUGUACGGGCAUGGCGGCUUUAUAGGCAAAAAGAUUAUUGUUGUUGUUGUCACAUUGGCUUUAAUUUAUAUGUAAAUAAAUAAUAUUUAUGUGU
Arabidopsis arenosa is the source of this 1191-nucleotide messenger RNA. NCBI's taxonomy places the organism in Eukaryota, Viridiplantae, Streptophyta, Magnoliopsida, Brassicales, Brassicaceae. The record is from the annotation of a GenBank genome assembly.